This is a messenger RNA of Octodon degus (degu), 902 nucleotides long. RefSeq names its product ferritin heavy chain 1 (gene Fth1). The record is from RefSeq and is a predicted model, not a curated record. Gene Ontology annotation, molecular function: ferric iron binding; ferrous iron binding. The transcript has 6 exons. The coding region runs from base 1 to 789 and encodes 262 amino acids. Lineage: Eukaryota; Metazoa; Chordata; Mammalia; Rodentia; Octodontidae. Gene Ontology annotation, cellular component: cytoplasm. Gene Ontology annotation, biological process: iron ion transport; intracellular iron ion homeostasis.
AUGGUUAUGCUGUCGUGGGGGCAGCUGCAUGUACAUCACGCGCUGUGGCUGCAUGUACCCGGGCCUCUGACCAGGACCCCAAAGCCUCCUGCCAGGUGCUCAGCACCACCACGAUUCCGCUCUAGCCGGGGGACCUGCGGGUCCGUGGUGCCCGUGACGCCGUCCACUCGGAACAGCCGAGCUGUCAACGAGGAGGCUCUGGCCGAGGUGCGGCUCCGGGCCCAGCCCUGGUCCCAAGGGGCCCUGCGCACGUGUCCCCAGCUGCGCCAGAACUACCACCAGGACGCCGAGGCCGCCAUCAACCGCCAGAUCAACCUGGAGCUCUACGCCUCCUACGUCUACCUGUCCAUGUCUUACUACUUUGACCGCGAUGAUGUGGCUUUGAAGAACUUCGCCAAAUACUUUCUUCACCAAUCCCAUGAGGAGAGAGAACACGCUGAGAAGUUGAUGAAGCUGCAGAACCAGCGCGGUGGCCGGAUCUUCCUUCAGGAUAUCAAGAAACCAGACCGUGAUGACUGGGAGAAUGGGCUGAAUGCGAUGGAGUGCGCGCUGCACUUGGAGAAGAGUGUGAAUCAGUCCCUCCUGGAGCUGCACAAGCUGGCCACUGAUAAGAACGACCCCCAUCUGUGUGACUUCAUCGAGACGCACUACCUGGAUGAGCAGGUGAAGGCCAUCAAAGAGCUGGGUGACCACGUGACCAACCUGCGCAAGAUGGGAGCCCCUGAGUCUGGCAUGGCGGAGUACCUCUUUGACAAGCAUACCCUGGGGGACAGUGACAAUGAGAGCUAAUGCCACCAAGACGGCACAUGCAUGUUGGGGCUACCUUAACCUUUUCUAUAAACUGUACCAGAACAUCUACUUAAGUUCUUUAAUUCCUUCAAAUAAAGAAAUUUGGUACCUGG